CAAAAAUUAGAUUUUUUCUUAAUGAUACGUCAUUUUCAUACCAUAUAUUCAUUUGAUGACAUUGUUAUUUAUGCUAGCCUUGAUAGGUGCAUUCUUUUCACACAAUUGAUACACACGCCCUUUAUUGCAACGAUUGCAACUUGCAAGUACACAAGAUAGUGUGGAUGUGUGUGGAGGUGUGCUGUAGAAUUUACUAUCUGUAAGAAUCUUGGAAUUUACCAUUAGCAGGUGCGUAGAAAAUUGCGUGGUAACAUUAACGUUGUGGUCCUCAAGCCUAUCAGCCUUUCAAGCCAUCUGGUUGAAACGCCUGGUAGUGUGUCGCCCAUCGUUGGCUGCAAGUUACAAGUGAUCCACUGAGGAACUGCCACCUCUGGAAUGGCUGAAUCCACCAACCCGCUGCUUGUGAAGCAGCUGACUGCGGCCGACUUCAACCCGGCACGUUUUGUGCAGGACGCCACCGAGCAGUGUGUGGGUGGCCUGGAGCUGCGCCAGCACCGUCAGCAGAUCCAGCUGAUCGCAGACAGCACCAGCAACGAGCUCAAAAAGAAUGUCUACCGCAACUACCAGCAGUUCAUCCACACGGCCAAGGAGAUCCAGUACCUGGAGGGUGAGAUGUACCAGCUGUCCCACCAGCUGACCGAGCAGCGCUCGCUGCUCUCCUCUCUGUGCGGCCCGCCGCCGGCCACCGCGCUGCAGUCGCCGCCGACAGAGGAGCCGCCGCCGCCGCCGACCACGCCGCGCCCGGCCGCGCCCGACGACCUCGAGGAGCGCCGCCGCCAGCUGCUGCAGCUCAUGGAGCGCGUCGAGGGCGCGGCGCACAUCCGCGAGGUGCCCAGCCGCUACCAGCUGUACGAGAGCGACCUCGUCGAGCUGGACCAGGACACGCACACGGCGCUGCAGCGCGUGCACGGCUACCUGUUCAACGACGCGCUCAUGAUGGCCGUCUGGCUGCCGGACCGGCGCGGCCGCGUCCGCUACAAGUUCGAGGCGCUGUUUGCGCUCGACAGCGUGGCUGUGGUGAACAUGCGUGACGUGGGCAGUCUGAAGAACGCCUUCAAGCUACUCAUGUUCCCUGAGACCCGUGUUUUCCAGUGUGCCACGCAAAAGAUCAAGGAGGAGUGGCUGGAGAUUGUCGACCGCACCAAACGCUCCAAGAUGGACGCGGAGAGGAAGCAGCAGUCGGCGCGGCAGAAGCGCGGCGGCGGCGUGGCGGUGGCGGCGGCUCCGGCCGAGUCGGAGUCGGCGGCCGAGUCGGCGCCCGCCGAGCCGCCGGUGGGAGCCGCUGCAAUCCCCGAGCCGCUGUUCAUCGCCGAGUGGUUGCUGGAAGCGCCCGAGGACCUGGACGUGUUCCUGGCGCAGCGCGAGUUCGAGGCGGCGCUGGCGCUGCUGGGCCGCGCGCGCGAGGCCGCCGCGCCGCUGCCGGACUCGGAGGCGCGCGUGCAGCAGCUGCGCUCGCAGCUGGCCGGCCGCCGGCAGCAUCUGACCGAGGCUCUGAUGGCCGAGCUGCGAGUGGAGGCCGGCCGCAGUCUGCAGGGCGGGCCGCGCGCCACCCGCCGCGCCCUCCAGCUGCUCAUCCGGCUCGGACACGCCGGCCAGGCGUGCCGCCUGUUCCUGGAGCGGCGCUCGGCGCUGCUGCGGCACGAGCUGAAGCAGGUGAAGAUCUCGAUGAUGACGCAGCUGUUCGUGCACCGACUGUCGGCAGUGGUGUUCACCAGCCUGGCCGACACAACGCGCGAGUUUCAGCGGGCGUUCGCGGCGCACCCCAACUGCGCGUCGGCGCUGGUGGUGUGGGCGCGUCAGGAGCUCACUAACUUCAUGGGCACGUUCAACAAGCAGGUGUUCACGGCCAAGGUGUCGCUGGCCACGCUGGCCGAGUGUGUGACGGCGAUCCGCUCGCAGGCCGACCGGCUGCGAGAGGCCGGCCUGGAUGUGCGUCAGGAGCUGGAUACGGCGCUACUGCGGCCCGUGGAGCGAGCCGUCACGGACGCCCGCCAGAAGCAGCUGGAGGCGGUGCGACUGCGCGCUGCCGAGGACCGCUGGCGGCCCACCAACCUGCAGCACGCGGCCGGCGUGGCGCGCUUCCAGGCCGAGAUGCGCGAGCUGGGCCUGCCGGCGGCCGAGCAGCUGCCGGACGAGUCGUGCCGCGUGCCGCUGACGGCCAACACGCUGCAGUUCUGCCGCUCGUUCCUGUCGCUGGCCACCGAGCUGGGCCGGCUCAGCGGCGGCGACCUGACGCCGACCGUGGAGGACGCGCUGGCGGCCGUGCUGCUGGCGCAGCUGCAGCACGCGCAGCAGGCCCUGCAGCAGGAGCGCUACCGCUCCGAGCGCGCCACCGUGCUCACUAACGGCCGCUUCCUGCUGGACGAGCUGCUGCGCGCCGCCGAGCAGCGCUACCGAGACGCCACCGGCCGGCCCUGCCCGCCCAUGGCCUCGCUACGCACCGAGCGCAGCAAGUUUCCCGACCUGUGAGCGGUGGGUACCGGACCACGGGUGAGUGUACUGGCUGAGAGGUGGCCACGGGGCCCGCUCGGUGUCCUGACCAGACUCGUGUGUGUCAGUGUGUGGUGAACUGCUUUAGGGGUCGGCUCUCCCAGACCGCCUUUUGAACGAAUCUAGCUGGAUCGAGUCUACCAGUGGUUAGUUUGUUCAUUGCGGGAUACACUUCCUACUUCGAGUCCGGAGUCGUCUCAGCAUUUUGGUUAUAUCACGCUAUAACUGCCUAUAUCUACGUAGUCAAGCUAUGUAUCUCCCGUUUACAUCUGCUAAGAAAUCCUGCCUGCUAUCUGAGCCCCGGUCCAAGCUCGGGUGUUUUUCGGCCCGAGGAGGUCCCGGGGGCGAGCGCGCGCGACGUGUGUUGGUUGCACGGCGUGUUUGCACCGUGUCGGGACGGGAAGCGUGCCUCUGGACUGGUCGGCCGCGCCUCGUCCGGUCAAGGUUAUCGCUCCAGGUCGAUACGGGGCCGGCCGGGGUGCGUGUCCUCCGCUCAGAGGCGGUAGAUAGGCCGCGGGGCUGGCAGCGGAUGGCUGAGAGUCUGUAACUGACGGCAGGGCUGUGUCCGCCCCCGGUGCUGACUGCGGGUCAUGUCAGUCACCUCCGAGUCUCACAGCGGGCCGAGAGUGUCCUGUGGGGCUGAUUGUAUCGCGUUGUUACAAUUUGUCGAUGCCAAUGACCGGCCUGGGAGGGGGAGCUGUGCGAAUGUCGAACCAUCGCCCAGACAGACGUUAAGUAAUGCAUAAUUUAUUAUUCAUGGUAUUAUACCACUGGUGGCAUCGGUAUAUGUUGACGGAGCUAGUUAGUUUGCAUUUAAGCGUUGCUGUCAGUGCCCAGUGGCUCGUUCCGUUUAAACCAUCUAUUGUCAUUGCUACUGAAGUACUGAGGGUUGCAUUGUGAGAUUAGUUGACCGAGGCACGGCAUGCCUGUUGAUAUACAGAUAAUACCUUCGGCCCCGAUAUCUACUUUCGCUGUAGUCGCAUUGUUAUUUGUAUGCAUUGUUAUUUUUGCUUGUUAACGUAAAUAUUUUGAGGUAUGCAUUUCAUGCGUAUAGAUAUGGUUUGUGAUUAUGAGCAAUACAGUCGACGUCCGCUUGA
Messenger RNA from Amphibalanus amphitrite, 3587 nucleotides. RefSeq names its product exocyst complex component 8-like. Gene Ontology annotation, biological process: Golgi to plasma membrane transport; exocytosis; intracellular protein localization. The transcript has 2 exons. Gene Ontology annotation, cellular component: exocyst. The record is from RefSeq and is a predicted model, not a curated record. NCBI's taxonomy places the organism in Eukaryota, Metazoa, Arthropoda, Thecostraca, Balanomorpha, Balanidae. Bases 376 to 2469 code for a protein of 697 amino acids.